AUGGGUCUUGACAUUCAUCCUUCUACUAUUGGGCACCUAAUAAAAAAUAAAGAUAAUGUUGGAGAUAAUUUAUCUGCAAAAAGACAAAAAAUAGUGCAAUAUCCAAACCUUAAAAAUAUAUUACUUGAGUGGGUUCUUCAAAAUCAAGACCAAAUCACCAUAAGUAAUACCAUUAUAAUCGAAAAAGCAAAAUCCUUUGCUCAAUUGUUAAACAUCCCUGAUG
Molecule: messenger RNA, 223 nt
Organism: Racocetra persica
Lineage: Eukaryota; Fungi; Glomeromycota; Glomeromycetes; Diversisporales; Gigasporaceae
Source: the annotation of a GenBank genome assembly